Molecule: messenger RNA, 686 nt
Organism: Ictalurus punctatus (channel catfish)
Lineage: Eukaryota; Metazoa; Chordata; Actinopteri; Siluriformes; Ictaluridae
Gene: mia
Product: MIA SH3 domain containing
Exons: 4
Coding region: 59-457 (132 amino acids)
Biological process (GO): extracellular matrix organization
Molecular function (GO): protein binding
Source: RefSeq, a predicted model, not a curated record
UUCCUCUGCCCACAGCUCUGCUCCCCCAAACCCCGAGCAGACUCCAACCGUAUCAACCAUGAAGGGACACUACACUAUCUGGGCGCUGCUCUUGGUUCUGUGUGGACUGCUGCCGUUAUACACAAAGGGUGGACAACAGAUGCCAAAACUUUCAGACAAGAAGCUGUGUGCUGAUGCAGAAUGCAGCCAUCCCAUCCUUAUUGCCAAAGCCAUCCAGGAUUAUUAUCCCCAGGACUGUCGCUUCAUUCCCAUCCACCAAGGCCAACUCGUCUAUGUCUAUUCCAUGCUGAAAGACCGGGGCAACCUCUUUUGGUCUGGCAGUGUCCAGGGAUCAUACUAUGGUGACCAGGAGGCUCGGCUUGGCCAUUUCCCCAGCAGCGUAGUUGAAGAGACCCACGCUUUAAUGCCGGCUGAAGUUGAGGUCAAAACAAAUAAAUGGGACUUCUACUGCCGUUGAGAUGCUGACAUCCUCCAAUGAGAGAACAUUAUUUUCUUGCACUUUACAAGUUCUGCUAGCAUGGCAUGCAUUGUUUUUCUAACACACUGGCUUAUGGACUGGCUUCCUUAAAAACCCAUUACUCUAGAACAAUUAAGAAAAAAAUCAUGUUUUAAUUAAGCUUAAUUAAAAAAAGUAGCUACACAUUUUUUAUAUUGUUUAAUAUCAAAUAAACGCCAGCUGCUACUAA